GUCUCUCACACUCUCUCUCUCUCUCUCUCUCUCUCUCUGUCAUUUCAUAGCGUUGUGCGUCGCAAAUUUAUGUCUCAGAGGCGUUGCGUUCCACACUUUUCUACCAUUGCCUUUGGCCUCCUCCAUUAUUCUCAUCUCCUGCUCUCUAGUGAGAUCAACCCCAAUUCCAACUGCUCUGCUCAUUACACACGCAAUUUAAAAACACCCACAAAUAUAAAACAUCCAUAAACCAAAAAAAAAAACCCAAAUAAUCCCUCCCUCCCCUUCAACCACAUUCCAAAAUUUCUCUUUCUUUUCUCCUUCACCAAACAAUUCAAUUUCCUUGGCUUGGGACUCUCAAAUUUUCCGAGAAAAUCUCAAAUGGGUGUUAAAGGUUUUGUCGAAGGAGGCAUAGCCUCGAUCGUUGCAGGGUGUGCAACUCACCCGCUUGACCUAAUCAAGGUUCGCAUGCAACUACAGGGUGAGACCCACGCUCCAAACCCGAACCCGUCAUUGCAAUCUCUCCGACCCGCUCUCGCCUUCCACCCACCGACCACGAUCCAUGCCCCUAGUACGCCGCCGCCACCGGUACCUCGGGUGGGCCUUAUUAAGGUGGGGCUCCGGAUCGUGCAGCAAGACGGCGGCGCCGCCCUCUUCUCCGGCGUCUCCGCCACCGUCCUCCGCCAGACCCUCUACUCCACCACCCGGAUGGGCCUCUACGACAUGAUGAAGCAAAAAUGGAGCGAUCCAAAUGGUGGUAACAUGCCCCUCGUGCGCAAGAUAGCGGCAGGGCUGAUCGCCGGCGGGAUAGGAGCCGGCGUCGGAAACCCGGCCGACGUCGCCAUGGUCCGUAUGCAAGCCGACGGUCGGCUCCCCCUUGCUCAGCGCCGCAAUUACAAGAGCGUGGUCGACGCCAUUUCGCAAAUGGCCAAGAAGGAGGGAAUUACGAGCCUGUGGCGCGGAUCAUCGCUUACGGUGAACCGUGCAAUGCUGGUGACAGCGUCACAGCUCGCAUCAUACGAUCAGAUUAAGGAGACUAUAUUGGAAAAGGGUGUGAUGAAGGAUGGGAUUUGGACCCACGUCACAGCGAGCUUCGCGGCGGGGUUCGUGGCUGCAGUGGCAUCGAAUCCGGUGGAUGUGAUAAAGACUAGGGUGAUGAGCAUGAAGGUUGAGCCAGGGAUGGUCCCACCGUACACUGGUGCCCUUGAUUGUGCCUUGAAGACAAUUCGAGCAGAAGGCCCCACUGCUCUCUAUAAGGGCUUCAUCCCUACAAUCUCAAGGCAGGGACCUUUUACUGUUAUCCUCUUUGUCACUCUUGAACAGGUCCGCAAGCUGCUCAAGGAUUUCUAGUUUCAAAAAAAAAUUAUAUAGUUUCCUUGUGAUUGUUGUGUAGUUUCGUUUAAAAUGUUUUUAGUCUUCCCAUAUUGGGAAUGAAGCAAGUAUAUUAUUUGGGGUUGCGUGAAAUAUCAAUUUGUUAAAAUCAUAAUGUCUCACACCAAUUUCAUUGCUAA
Molecule: messenger RNA, 1490 nt
Organism: Camellia sinensis
Lineage: Eukaryota; Viridiplantae; Streptophyta; Magnoliopsida; Ericales; Theaceae
Product: mitochondrial uncoupling protein 5
Biological process (GO): transmembrane transport
Source: RefSeq, a predicted model, not a curated record